This is a messenger RNA of Aureobasidium subglaciale EXF-2481, 1856 nucleotides long. RefSeq lists its product as uncharacterized. Bases 180 to 1601 code for a protein of 473 amino acids. The transcript has 2 exons. Lineage: Eukaryota; Fungi; Ascomycota; Dothideomycetes; Dothideales; Saccotheciaceae. The record is from RefSeq and is a predicted model, not a curated record.
AAAUGUAGUACCUCGAGGCAGCAUCUACGCAGAGUAAUUUGUAAUAUCAAGCCUCGGCAAAUAGGCAGCUGUUGCCUAGUUCCCACGACUAUAAAGCGCAGUGACCAGAAACUCCUCAUACCGAUCCCAGUGAAUCCGAAAGCUCGACAAAGCACGUACAAUCACAGUCCUCUCCCGACAUGGCAUCUGUGAUUUUCUGGAAUCUCUCUGAACUGAAGCUGGAGGUGUUCCGGAGUCUGCAUAAUGAUAGGUGUUGGCGAGAGCUGGCUCGUUGUGCUCGCGUGCACAGCAAAUGGACCAACCUUGCUCUAGACGAGCUGUGGCGAGCAGAUGUCUACCUCAUGGCAAAAUCGCUUGCAUCAAUACCCCGAGCUCGUCGCCAGUAUUAUGCUUCGCGCAUGGCUACCCUUGACCUCAGGAUGAGCUACAAUGAUUCCAUUCACUCCUAUGAUGAUUCCAUACACUCGAGUGUCGAUGGGUUGAAAUUCCCCAAGCUGAAGAAAGUCACUUUCGACAACUGCAGUCGCGAUGAAUACCAGCGAUAUCGACUCGCAGAUUACAUUCAAUCUACUUUAGAGACGCUGAGUGUUGAAGAUCGUGCAUACUCGGACGCAAAGAUCGGACCAUUAUUACUAUCAGAUGUCGCUGAUCGGUGUCGGAAUCUCAAAACUAUCAAGUUCUCAGUUCCUGGUUGGGACAUUGCACCAAAAGAUCUUGCCCGACUCUUCGAGAGCGUCUAUCCCGGCUAUGUGUACUUUGCUUCCAAUUAUGAUGGCGUUAUCACAUACGAUGUGUUACAGGCUUUAUCUCGCAACCCGAACCUCAAGUACCUCAUUCUAGAGUCUGUGCGUGUUGCUGAGAGCACUACUGCUCCGUUCCCAGUCAUGGAAGAAUUGAGAUUGAAAGUAUACUCUGACGCAGUGCCCUGGGUCACAAAAUGCUUCGGUGCGGUCACCAAGCUCGAAAUCGCGAUUUUUGCAAGCUCAAACGAGCCUUGUCUUCAGCACGUCUCUAGCUUGUCACAAUUACGUGAGCUUAGUAUCAUAACACCUGGCGGUUCAGGUGAACGACUUCUGGAGCACGACUUCAUAGCUCUGAGCUCUUUGCACAAACUCUCCACUUUGAAAAUUGGCGGCAGUUUCUAUCCUACGACGACCAACUGGUCACAAAGGGACUCGGAAGCCAUGUUCUCUGGGCUUCCUUCCCUGGAACAUGUCGAAAUAUUCUUCGGAAGAGAUACUGUUCCUGAUAGCAUCAUAUCAGCAAUAUCACGCUUCUGUCCAAGACUUAGAUUCAUCAGUCUCAUAGGAAGAAUCAAGGAGAGCCGCUUUCUGGAGCUAGAAGCACCGCUGUUUCCGAAUCUCAAAUCCAUGGAGGUCUCCGGUUUCGUAUCUGGUCUUGCAAUAGAUGAGGUCGUGCGAAUGCUCAAUGAUAUCGCGCCUGCAUUGGAGGUCUUGCGGUGCCCAAACGAGCAUCAGCAUACGCAGAGAAUAUGUCAUGCCUUCGAGGUCUUUCGAAAUCCAGCACGAGUAGCACAGCGCAUGGAGAGACAUCUUUCUGAGCGUGCCAAGAUACCGGACGCCUCAAAAAUUACGCCAUGAGGCAUUUGUCUUAUGCCAUGCAAGUUAGUCCAGAAAUUCGUAGGAGGUAGCGCGAUGUCCAAUUACAUCAGACUAUGAUACGCAAUACGUGCUUCUCAAGUGCACCCUCCUCACUUACUAAUUACACUACCUCUGAACUUUAUAGUUGUUUAUGUUCCAUCAAAGACGAACGUACAUUUGUUGUUCAGAGCUCCUAUGCUUCCCUUGCCCCUUUGAAUGUCGUGUCAUGCAUCGAUGAGCCUGUCGCGGUCAAAG